CCCGGGAAAGGAUCCAUUCCUAGGGGAAAGAGGGCUGAGUUUGUAUGUUUCCAUCCAUUCUGUGAGACGCUAAAGGCCCUAAUCAACCUCUCCUGUGUCCAGGAACACCUCUAUGGUAAUCAUUUUUCGUUUAUUUGUCUUUUGGAGCAGGAGAACCUUGUCAGAAGUGGUCGAUUCAGCAGUGUCCUAAGCAGAAUACCUUUGAUGCUGUAGCAGGAUGACACCACACUGAGAGAACAACAAACAACAUUUUUUUUACUCUUAAACCAAAUUUCCCGCUAGUUGCACUUUUCUCCACAACGGAUCACGAUCCAACUAGCGCUGAACUACUCUUGCAAUUGUUUAUGUCGUGCCAAUGCAGGACAGCUUGAAGAGGAAGCAAGUCUGAACUCGGCUUUUCUCUUACUGAUCAUAACGAGCAAAGUCAUCUCUCAUCUAUUCCCCCCCCCCCCCUUCAUUCGCCGUGGGAAAAAAAAUCUGACAUCUCCUAGAUCCUAAACCCGAACAGGAGCUGGUUGUGCAGACAAAAAAAAUUGUUUUAAUGUUUGGAAUUCAGGAAAAUAUACCAAGAGGUGGGACGACCAUGAAAGAGGAACCGCUAGGAAGUGGGAUGAAUCCGGUCCGAUCAUGGAUGCACACUGCUGGGGUAGUGGAUGCUAACACGGCCGCCCAGAGCGGCGUGGGUCUGGCGCGGGCACAUUUUGAAAAGCAGCCGCCCUCAAACCUCAGAAAAUCCAAUUUUUUCCACUUCGUCCUGGCCCUUUACGACAGACAAGGGCAGCCCGUCGAGAUCGAGAGGACAGCUUAUGUAGACUUUGUGGAGAAAGAGAAAGAGCCAAACAACGAGAAAACCAACAAUGGAAUACACUACAAACUUCAGCUACUGUACAGCAAUGGGGUGCGGACAGAACAGGAUCUCUAUGUCAGGCUGAUCGAUUCAAUGACCAAACAGCCGAUAGUAUACGAAGGGCAAGACAAAAACCCCGAAAUGUGCAGAGUCCUACUUACGCACGAAAUUAUGUGCAGCCGGUGUUGUGACAAAAAAAGUUGUGGCAACAGAAAUGAAACUCCCUCAGACCCCGUCAUUAUUGACAGGUUCUUCUUAAAGUUUUUCCUCAAGUGCAAUCAGAACUGCUUGAAGAAUGCAGGAAAUCCAAGAGACAUGCGUAGAUUCCAGGUUGUUAUAUCAACAACAGUUAAUGUCGAUGGCCAUGUACUGGCUGUCUCAGACAACAUGUUUGUACACAACAACUCUAAGCAUGGCAGGCGGGCUCGCCGCCUUGACCCUUCAGAAGGUACGGCCCCUUCUUAUCUGGAAAAUGCUACUCCAUGCAUAAAAGCUAUCAGCCCGAGUGAAGGUUGGACCACUGGUGGAGCCACAGUCAUUAUAAUAGGAGACAACUUUUUUGACGGUUUACAAGUUGUAUUCGGCACUAUGCUGGUUUGGAGUGAGUUGAUAACUCCCCACGCCAUCAGAGUUCAAACACCACCUCGGCACAUUCCUGGAGUCGUAGAAGUCACUCUGUCUUACAAGUCAAAACAGUUCUGCAAAGGUGCUCCUGGACGAUUUGUCUACACUGCUUUAAAUGAACCAACCAUAGAUUAUGGAUUCCAGCGGUUGCAGAAAGUCAUUCCCAGGCAUCCAGGUGAUCCUGAAAGGUUACCAAAGGAAGUAUUACUGAAGAGAGCAGCUGAUUUAGUAGAGGCCCUAUACGGAAUGCCACACAACAACCAGGAGAUCAUUCUCAAACGGGCAGCUGAUAUUGCUGAAGCUCUGUACAGCGUGCCACGUAAUCACAACCAGCUUCCUACUCUCGGCAACACCCCAGCUCACAGUGGUAUGAUGGGAGUGAAUUCUUUCAGCAGCCAGCUAGCAGUCAAUGUGUCAGAGUCAUCACAGGGUAAUGACCAAGUAGGGUACAGCCGUAACACAAGUAGCGUCUCCCCGCGUGGAUAUGUUCCCAGCAGCACCCCUCAGCAGUCCAAUUAUAACACAGUCAGCAACAGCAUGAAUGGAUAUGGUAAUGCUGCAAUGACCAACCUGGGGGUACCAGGCUCUCCUGGAUUUCUGAACGGUUCAUCAGCUAACUCUCCCUAUGGCAUAGUGCCGUCAAGCCCUACCAUGGCAGCCUCUUCGGUCACCCUCCCUUCAAACUGUAGCAGUACACACGGCAUUUUCUCAUUCUCACCUGCCAAUGUCAUCUCUGCAGUGAAACAAAAGAGUGCAUUUGCUCCUGUUGUCAGGCCUCAAGCCUCUCCUCCACCAUCUUGCACCAGUGCAAAUGGAAAUGGACUUCAAGGUAUGUCUGGACUUGUAGUCCCACCAAUGUAAGACCACACUUGUUUACUUAGAGAAACACCAAGCUUCCGAGGGUGAACUUCAGGGGACAAGUUCAUUAUAUCAGAAGAUGCUAUUAGAAAAAGUAUGAGCAACAAUGAGAAAAAAAAACAACAGAUCCUUCUACUGUUAAGAACAAAAACAAAUUAUUACUCACUGAAAUUACUCAAACCAUUAGGAAAUGACCUGCAAGCAACUUAUUUCUUCAUGAACGAUUUCAUUUUAUUAAUAAAACUUUCUCAUAUUUUCACAUUUCUCUAUCUUGAAGAAACAAAAAAAGUGAUGCCUAUUUUGUAUAAAGUUUCAGAUGACGUCUUGGCUAUGUCUAGUUCUUGCUAUGUGUUGGGAGAAACUUUGUGGAAGCACCAUUUUGAUUAUCAUGAAACACUGUUGAAAUAUUCCUAAAACAGAACAUUUUUCAGUACUAUAUUUAGAUUCACAAUGGUUGUGUAUCUCUAUAAUGUGAAAUAAUUUUUGUUGGGGUGAGUAAGGGGCCAAGGAGGUAUAAGCCAUUGAACUGGAAGGAGAAGACUAAAUGUAUGAUUUACGAAAUGGGGACUUAUGGAGGGCUAGGGGAAAAUUUAUCAUGCUUAAAUUCAUCUUAAAAACUGAACUUUGUAACUUAUUGUAGUUAGAAAUUGUAACUUUGAUAUUGCAAAAAUUCUUCUCUUGCCUUCAACAAGCACACUGACGGAGAUACAAAAGCUACUGUCUGUUGGUAAAGAAUAUACUUCCACUGCUAGAGCUUCCUGUUAAACAAGUGUGAUCUGCAAUGUUUUUUCAACUUUUGCUAGCACUGUAUACUAUUGCAUUCUUAGGCUACUGUGAAGUCUAUGUUCCUUGUACCAGAAAGUUGUCCUUUGACUUCUAGAUCCUUCUCCCUAAUGUGUUUUGUAUGUGGUUAUAAAAUAUUGUAGAAUUUUGUGAUUUUGCCAAAGUUGUAGCUAAAUAUUUAUACACUUGUCUUGAAUUUUUCAGAUCCACUUAAUAUUGAGGAGAAAAGUUUUAUUCCUUAUGAAGUUUGUAAGGAGUAAAAUAGUCUUAUCCUUCAUUGCUAUACUUCCUUUCACAUAAACACAGUCACUGAGCAAUUUUUUGUAACAUACCAAUAUAAAUAUUGUAUUUAUCUUUGAAAUUUUGUAUAUUGCUUUUCUUCAUUUUAUUUUAUCUUGUAUGUAUUUGUUUGUCACAGCCAGGUAUUGUGAUGCCUAAGGAGCAUUAAGCCAAGAACAUUUGCCUUCAUCUAUUUCAUUUUAGAAAAUUGCUUUGUCCAUAUGUUUCAUUUUUAUUACCAAAAUCUGUUGAUUUGUUCAGACCUUCCGUCCAUUUUUUAUUUGAGAAAAAUCAAAUUCAUUGUUUAUUUUUAUAUAAUUUUUAAGUUAUCUGAACAAAUAAUUUUGAAUAAAACUGUUGUUGUAUAGUCAAAAGAAAUUGUUUGUGCCACAUGGCUGUAAUGAAUAAUAGUAGAAAACGUGCAUGUGCAGCAGCCACAGAAGGAUGAUCCAGUUUGUGGUUGUAAAUUAUUUAGAAUGUAAUAUUCAUUUUUAGCUGCCACCCAUGAAUUUGCCACAUAGUAAAAAUGUAUUUACUGGAAAAAUUUGGAGGCCUAAAGUCAAAAUGGAAACUUCAGUUCAUCUGGUAAACUGAUGUUUGUUUAAACAUAUGACAAUUAAAUACAGAAGGACUUCUCUAAUGCCUUAACAUUGGAGUUCUUGACAGUAACUUUGGUGCCACUCUGUCAUCGGUUUACACCACAAUUGCUAAUCAUCACUGCAGCUGUCAAGGAUGAUCUAUGGUGUAAAAAGCACAAACUUUGUACAAACACUUACUUCAAACCCCUGCAAGCCUCCAUUCUGUUGUACCCUGCAAAUCCUCAGAAUAGAAGUCCUGUACUGCCGUGUCUGAAAGUGGAAGUUUCUUUUCCAAUGUUUCAUGCCUGACAGUGCCCUUUUUUUUUACAAAGGCAGAAAAUAGGUACAUCUUGUCACCAUUUUUGUGCCUUUCCAUAGCAUUGUGUGAUUUGCAAAACCAGCAUGCUAUAUGCUUUGCAAACUACAGCAGCAUUGGAGGUCAGAUCAUAAUGGGGAACAUAUAUUGUCAUUCUGGGCAAAAUGCACAUUAGUAACAGUUACUUUAUUUAAUUCAAAAAAAGAAAAAUGUAUCACAAGUAUUGAAUGUGCAACACAUUUAUUCUGUGAUAGCUUCAUACAACAUACAUGGAAACAUCUCAGAGUCUUUUCAUACAUCUGAGGAUCUUGUUCCAAAAGGAAGUCAUGUACAUGUGGAAAAAAAAUUGCAAGAUUCAUCAUUACUGCAAUAUGGUUUUGUGUUUUAGAUUAAUUAGUCAAUGCACUCAUUGCUUCCUUGUCUUCAAUCUUAAAGCUUCACUACAUGGUAGAAAUAACUGUUAAGAAAAUUACAGUAAGAUUGUUUUAUCUGUACAUUUUUCAGAUAUUUAACUGUAUAAAUCUGUUCAUUUUACACGAUAUUUAAUUAAAGUAUUUCUUGUCUGUGAAUAACUUUUUCAGUAAUUUAAUAUGAGGUCUCAGAAUUUGUGUUGAAAAAAUGUGCUUAUUUAAAUAUAAGGAUGACCAACAAAACAAAUGAGGUCAUUUUCUAUUUUUUUUAGCUUUUUUCAGCAAAUGGUUAAAUUAAUGCAUGUCACCAUGAACCUUGAAUGAUUUAUUUUAAAGUACAAUUGCUCUAUGCACCUUUUUAAUUUUUCAUACACAGCUUUAAUAGUUUAAUUUCCAUUUUAUUUAAAUUACAGUUUCUUGUACAAGUGCAAAUAUAUUUAGGGUAUAGGUGCCCUACAGAAGGGACAUUUUGUGAUCUCAAAGGCUUGUCUUGUACCUUAAGAUAAAUUGAAGUUAGUUCUAAUAAAGUUAUCAAAUAAUUCUGAAAGUGUGAAGACUAUGUUUAGACAGAUUAGCAUAAAAUUUGGAGCAUUUGUAAGUACACGUAAUAAAACGAGUAGAAAUAGACAGCAAAAACUUCUCUAACAUUAAAAUAAUCAAAAGUGUUGCGUUCACAGCAUUGAAAUAGCCUCUCACUGUGCUACAGAUAUUCUUAAACAACAGUUUGUUGACAUUUUAUCUGACCUAACUUCAUUAUUUGUAAUUGAUAAUUUCAAUGUGACAUCUUGCAUGGGAAUUUUAAAACAACUGGUGUAAAUUCCACUAAAGAGAUCCAAUAUAACACCAUCUUUCAAAAGCUCAGGAGUUUGUUCUCAGUUUGCAUGCAUUUGCUGGAUUUUGAGUGGGUAAGACUUCACAGUUGUAAUGUCACUUGGUGCUACAAUAUUAAGACUGUUAAACCAAUAAUAAGUAAAUUAUCCGUAUACUAGUAAUGAGCAAAUUAAACAUUUUAUGGGUGCUCAGCAAUGCCAACAUGUAAUACUUUGUCAAGUGUGGUGAAGCAAAAAGUUGUUUUCUCUUUUCGUAAUGGGAAAACUGUAAUAAAAUACAUGUCAGACAAAUGUCAAAAUAUUUCAUUUAUCGAUUACAUCUUGAUGUGAGCAUUUAUUAUAUCCUUUAGGAAUGUUAUUUUUCAGAUCAUCUACAUUUACAUUUCUUUACUUUUCAACAUAUAUCAGUAGAUGUGUUUUGACAUAUUUUGGCUUUAUAGUCUGAUAAAGUAUACAGUGUAAAUUAAUGCUGGCACAUGUUGCUCCUUAAUUGGUUUCCUCAGGAAUAAAUAUGCAUAGCUUAUUUUAGUUGCAAGUGGAUUUGACUAAUGACACUACAUACAGUUUUGUACUGUAUAUAUAAAAAAAAAUCACAUUUCUUUUAGCAAACACAUUAAUUUGGGCACACAAAUGUUCUACACAUCAUUCAGGCAAUAACAGGAAACAAACAAAAUCAUGAAAUCUUAGCAGCAUACAAAAUAUGUAGCUUAGUUUUCUCAUUCAAAAAAAAGGAAUGUGUUUAUUCACCUGCCACUUACUGUAAAGCAGCCUUUUAAGGUCUACCAACCUUUUAAAGAUUAUUCAAAGCACUUGAAAUGGGCUUCAAUCUAAUGCCUCAUUUCAUUGCAUUAAACAGCCUAUUUAAUAAAGAAUCAAUAUAUUCAAAGGGCAAGGUUAUCUUUUGUCUAUAAGGGGUGGUAUCAUUUUGAACCCUUUAUAGUUCAAAUGCUGAAAAAGGCCUCAUGAAAUCCAUACUCAUCAACUAGGUCAACUAGAGCAAUAAAAAAAACCCUCUGUAAGAAUAGCUGCUCUUCUUAAUCAAGAAUUAUAAACCUUAUCUGGCUCACUGAGUGGCCCAAAGAGUGGGUCGGAAAAUGUCAAUUUCUCAUCAGGACAACACACACCCAAAUAAUAAUUUUUCACUGAAUUAAGAGGAUGUAGAUAGCAGCACAGUGAUCACUGCUUAUUAUGUCAACGGCAUGCUGAAAUCUAGCUGUAAGCCGAUAAUGUCUGUUGUUGAUAGCAAAAGUGUCAAUAUUCCAAAGAACGAUUUUUGAAUGUGAGCCCUUGUGCUUUUUUUAAACUUUUGCUGAUCGUAAGGCUUGAUAACCAUGCAUCAGCCAAAUGACACCACAUGUUGUAACUCACAAUUAACAGAGUGAAUAAACAGCACAAAGAGUGGAAGUUCUUUAUAUUCUUUGAGACAAUUCUCUCUCUUUACCCUUCAAGGAUUUCUUUUAUCUUUGCAAGAGCUUGUUUUUAAUGGAAUCUAAACUCAUCAGAGGAAAUCAAAAACCUCAAAUCAGAUUACAAAUUGAUUUUUGGUCGCUUAUCAUUAAGCAGUGUACUGCCGUGUGUUCCACAGCAAAAGCAACUGUGUAUCAUUUGACAGUGCGAAAACAACUUGCACGUAAAGUAAUUAUAUAAAGGUCAGGGACGGAUUUACAUACUUUAAAUCCACAUCAAAGUUAC
Messenger RNA from Stegostoma tigrinum, 7217 nucleotides. RefSeq names its product EBF transcription factor 3a (gene ebf3a). The transcript has 16 exons. The record is from RefSeq and is a predicted model, not a curated record. The coding region runs from base 542 to 2332 and encodes 596 amino acids. Gene Ontology annotation, biological process: regulation of transcription by RNA polymerase II. NCBI's taxonomy places the organism in Eukaryota, Metazoa, Chordata, Chondrichthyes, Orectolobiformes, Stegostomatidae. Gene Ontology annotation, molecular function: DNA-binding transcription factor activity, RNA polymerase II-specific; RNA polymerase II cis-regulatory region sequence-specific DNA binding.